Habropoda laboriosa is the source of this 2217-nucleotide messenger RNA. RefSeq names its product protein phosphatase PP2A 55 kDa regulatory subunit (gene tws). Gene Ontology annotation, cellular component: cytosol; protein phosphatase type 2A complex. The coding region runs from base 476 to 1885 and encodes 469 amino acids. The transcript has 10 exons. Gene Ontology annotation, biological process: peptidyl-serine dephosphorylation. NCBI's taxonomy places the organism in Eukaryota, Metazoa, Arthropoda, Insecta, Hymenoptera, Apidae. Gene Ontology annotation, molecular function: protein phosphatase regulator activity; protein binding. The record is from RefSeq and is a predicted model, not a curated record.
ACCUACACGGGUGUUCGUGCAUGCGGUGCGUGCGUGCGUGCGUACGGAAGACUGUCUGCCCUCGUGCUUCAGAGUGAUCGUGACGACGCGUUUGUUACACUCGUGGCAUUGCCUACUACGUUUAUCGAAAGUGUACACCGUUAUUACUUUUACGUAUUCGACUCGCCGUAGUACCUGCUUCUUCUUCUGCUGCGAGUGUCGUUCACCGAGGCGCCUGGUCGCCACACCAUAUCAACUUCCUAUCCAUCCGAGGUGGACGCAAAGUGGAGGUUGAGACUGGAGACUGCGAGGAGGUUAACAGGUGGAAAAGGGUUGAAGUCCGAGAAAUAGCACCACGCGUCACGCAGGGGUGGUGGGUCUAUGGGGGGCUCCGCCCCAGCGGCCCCCCGGCUCCAGUCCAAACGGAAGCUGCCGGAACGGUGCCAUUCUGGCGAGGUCCAAGACCGCCCCGCUUCCGGUACCACCGUCCAAACGGAUGAAGAGCCCCUCCAACAUCAUGAGGCAGUCUAGCCUCACCAAGCUUGGUUCCAUGAUCAAUACCGCCGUGAACAAGAGAGUCGGCAAUGGUGACAUACAGUGGUGUUUCUCGCAGGUGAAAGGAACAUUGGAAGAUGAUGUUACUGAAGCUGAUAUAAUCUCUUGUGUUGAAUUUAACCAUGAUGGCGAUCUUCUUGCAACAGGAGAUAAAGGUGGUCGGGUUGUCAUUUUUCAAAGAGAUCCCAUUAGUAAAAACAGUAUACCUCGGAGAGGUGAAUACAAUGUAUACAGCACCUUCCAAAGUCAUGAACCUGAAUUUGAUUACCUGAAAUCACUAGAGAUAGAAGAAAAAAUUAACAAAAUUAGAUGGUUAAAAAGAAAAAAUCCAGCACAUUUUCUACUUUCCACAAAUGACAAAACAAUUAAGUUGUGGAAAGUUAGCGAACGAGACAAAAGAGUGGAAGGGUAUAAUACAAAGGAGGAAAAUGGUACAAUUCGUGAUCCUGCUUGUAUCACUUCCUUAAGGGUACCAAUAAUAAAACCUAUGGAGUUGAUGGUAGAGGCAUCCCCAAGAAGAAUAUUUGCCAAUGCGCACACCUAUCACAUAAACAGUAUAAGUGUCAACAGUGAUCAAGAGACGUACCUCAGUGCUGAUGAUCUUAGAAUUAAUCUUUGGCACCUUGAGAUCACAGACCAGAGUUUUAAUAUAGUAGACAUUAAGCCAACUAAUAUGGAGGAAUUAACAGAAGUUAUAACUGCCGCGGAAUUUCACCCGGCAGAAUGUAAUGUCUUGGUAUAUAGUAGUAGCAAAGGAACAAUUAGACUUUGUGACAUGAGAUCUGCCGCGCUUUGCGACCAACAUAGUAAGCUCUUUGAGGAACCAGAGGAUCCAACAAAUAGAAGUUUCUUCUCUGAAAUAAUUUCGAGUAUAAGCGAUGUAAAACUUAGUAAUUCAGGAAGAUAUAUGAUCAGUAGAGACUACCUCAGUGUGAAAGUGUGGGAUUUGCAAAUGGAAACAAAACCCAUUGAAUGUUACCCUGUACAUGAAUACCUAAGAUCAAAGCUAUGUUCAUUGUAUGAGAAUGAUUGUAUCUUUGACAAAUUUGAGUGUUGUUGGAGUGGUAAUGAUUCCGCUAUUAUGACGGGUUCAUAUAAUAAUUUCUUCAGAGUAUUCGAUCGUACAACUAAGCGUGAUCUCACAUUGGAAGCAGCGCGGGACAUUGCCAAACCGAAAACACUUCUAAAACCACGUAAGGUCUGUACUGGUGGUAAACGUAAAAAGGAUGAAAUUAGCGUUGACUGCCUGGAUUUCAAUAAAAAGAUAUUACAUACUGCUUGGCAUCCAUCUGAAAAUGUGGUAGCCGUUGCUGCUACGAAUAAUCUCUUCCUAUUUCAAGACAAACUCUAGCACAUCUGUAUGCAAAUCAUUCAACGGUAUAUAUUGACGUGAGCAAGGCACGUUCAACUGAAAAGUCCCAGUGGAACAAGGAGUGUCUGAAUUACACUGACGAAUGUCGACUAUUAAACGUGUCAAUGGUUGACUGACCGAAAAGUGGUGUACGUAGCGCCGUCCACACAGCUCACAUAUUCAUACACACUAUGUAUACACAGACAUACAGAAUUGCACGUAACACCUUGUCGCGCGUAUAUGUGUAUAUAAAUGCAUGCAAGCAGAGACAUACGCAUAGCUCUCCAAACUAUUGAAAUCCGCUAGUUCAAAUAAAAUGCACGUGGAAUCAU